UACGAGGGCUCUACUCCUAAACUAUUUUCUGUUGAAUAAAAGCAUACAAAAGUACUGAGCCAAAGAAAUAACAAUGGAUUACGUUCAUUUCGAAUAUGCAGCUGUACUUGCUGAGAUUGAUAAGUCAGUUGACCAUAUGGAAACUGACGACUUAGCCAUUCAGUACGGUGAACUAGGUAGAAACACUCGUCGAGGCAGCAGUUACAGUACUAACGAUGUGGACAUGUCGGAAAUCACAUCGAACGUUGUUCGUCAGCUUAACGAUGAGUCUUUCAAUGCUGAUGAAGAGUUUAAUAAUGAAACCAGAAGCAAAUUAACGGUUGAGUUCCAAGAGAUCAAAAUCUCCACUAAGACAUACAAGAACUACGGGCCUGACCAGAUGAAGUGCUUCAUUUAUUUGAUUCAGGAGGAAGGAAUGCCCUAUUACAUGAAGCAAGAAUCAAAUUACUUGAGAGAUACCCCGAAAUUGAGAAGAUUGCUCUAUCCAGCUUAUAUACGCACAUUAGAGAAAAAUGCCGCCUCUCUCUGAAAAAAGCCAGCAAGUAUAUUGCGGAAAGGGAUGCCCCUAGGACAUUAGAGCUUCGCUCGAGCAUAAU
Molecule: messenger RNA, 596 nt
Organism: Mycotypha africana
Lineage: Eukaryota; Fungi; Mucoromycota; Mucoromycetes; Mucorales; Mycotyphaceae
Exons: 3
Coding region: 74-529 (151 amino acids)
Source: RefSeq, a predicted model, not a curated record